Lonchura striata (white-rumped munia) is the source of this 2391-nucleotide messenger RNA. RefSeq names its product cell division cycle associated 7 like (gene CDCA7L). NCBI's taxonomy places the organism in Eukaryota, Metazoa, Chordata, Aves, Passeriformes, Estrildidae. Gene Ontology annotation, cellular component: nucleus. The record is from RefSeq and is a predicted model, not a curated record. Gene Ontology annotation, biological process: regulation of DNA-templated transcription.
CACUGAAGAGCUGCAGAGGAUUUUCACUGAGGACACUGACUCUGAAACAGAAGUGUUUGAGGGCUUUCCUUCAAACGAGGUGCAUGUGAGCAAGAAAGAAGUUCUGAUGGUGGAAUCAGACUUGAGUGAUGGAGAACGCGAUAAUUUGUUGGGUAAUGAGAAAGAAGAAGAGGAGGAGAUGAAGAAGAAGGUUUCCCCCAGGAGAAGAAGCUUUGGCCUUCGUGUUGCUUUACAAUUUCCCACCAGGAAGUCAUCUGAGAAAAAAGUGCCUGAUCAGGCUUUGUCUGAUUUACCUCUAAAGGACAGUGAAUCCCUUGCACCUCUUUCAAAAGAAAUAAGCCUCAAGCACUCAGACAAAGUAGAAGGCUCUGCUUCAGAGUCUGAAGAAGACAUCAAAGAAACACAGGAGGAAAGUUCCAGUGCACUGCUUAAGAGAGCCAUAAAUAUUAAAGAAAAUAAAGCCAUGCUUGCCCAGCUGCUGGCAGAACUGAAUUCCAUACCGGACCUGUUCCCGGUGAAAACACCCUCCUCAACUCCUUCAAAACCGAAGAAAACCCCAAGGAGGACAUUCUCUGAAGGCCAGAUAACACGCCGGAUGAACCCAACCAGGACUGCUCGUCCACCAGAAAAAUUUGCCUUGGAAAAAUUUACUGUGUCAGCUGUCAAAUUUGCAGAACACAUCCGUAGCUACAGACAACAAAACCUCUUGAAGAGACUCAGUGUGGGGGAUUGUGGAGUACACAAAAGAAGGAGAUCAUCAAAGUACUCGACUCAUCGCCCGGUAGAAGACAUAACUGAGGAGGACUUGGACAACAUUGCAAUCACUGUUAGAGACAAAGUCUAUGACAAAGUUCUUGGUAGUACUUGCCACCAGUGUCGACAGAAGACGACCGAUACAAAGACAAUCUGUCGCAAACAGGGCUGUGGAGGAGUAAGGGGGCAGUUCUGUGGACCAUGUCUUCGAAAUCGGUAUGGUGAAGAUGUGAAGUCAGCUCUGCUUGAUCCAGCCUGGAUCUGUCCUCCUUGUCGCGGGGUGUGCAACUGCAGCUACUGCCGCCGGCGGGACGGGCGCUGUGCCACCGGCAUGCUCAUCCACCUGGCCAAGUUCUACGGCUACAACAAUGUCAAGGAGUACCUGGAAAGUUUACAAAAGCAACUGGCGGAUGACAAUUGAGAGCACCGAAUUCCAGCUGUGCCUGAAACUGGUUCAUAUGUUAACAGUUUGACUUCAGAAGUUUAUUACUAUGUUUUACAUAAAAUAGAAUUGUAGUGUAUAACAUAUUCAUUUCUAUUGGGAACUUUUUAAUUGAUAUGGUCUUAUGUUGCUGUCGAGGUGGGAAUAAUGAAGACUCCAAGUCAGAAGGCAAGAAUAGAACUGAACUUUACUAACAAGUAGUGUUCCUGUUUUAUACCCAGGAUCGCUAAAGUGAAAGAGGAUUGGUCUUCAAGUGAAAACCUUUCACACCAUUGGUACACUUGGAUUUAGGUCAGUGUAGCAGAACAUAUCUAUAAACAAUAUGAAAAGAGAGAGAGAUAAUAAUUGUUUACAUUCCUUUCGGACUCUUUCCCAGUCUCAGCCUGGCAGAAUCUCCUUUUCUCUGACUGAACUGAGAACAUCCAUAGUCUUAUGCAAAAGAUCACUCAGGAAAAUGUUUUGGUAGAGAAAUCUACAUGCACAGACCUAUAUAAACUUGAGUAGUUAGUUUUUAAUAGAGCUACACAACCACAUGAUGGAGAGCUUGGUCAAAAUGAGAAAUACUUUUAUUUAUAUAAUUAUGCAAGUUUGCAGAAAGAGUGUUUAACAACUACCUUCAAAGCAUCCCAUCUUCAAGGAAACAAAACACCAUUGUCUACCAGCUUGACCAUAAAGAUCCAUUUUUCCAGCUCUGCUUUCUGAACCUGUUUCACCACCUGUAGCUUAUAGAACUUGUUCUUGCAAAGAACAUUCAUCUGAAUGCCAUUAUAUUCUAGCCAAAGGUGAUGCAAUUGACCAGUGGGAGGAUAGUUUUUGAAAAUUUUGUUCCAAAGUGCAAUUAUUCACCAAGACAUGAAAGUAGAAGAGUGUUUAAAAAGAAUUUAAAAAUAACCCAGUAAAAAAAAAUCCAACAAAACUUCUCACCAGCAGUUUUUGUGUAGUGCACCUGCUGCCUAAAGCAUCUACCCAGAUGUUAUAACUGGUCUAUAGUUCAGGAUUAAAUUUUUUUACUUGCAGUUCAUACUUAGAUAGUUUUUCAUUUGUACAAUCAAGCUUUCAAACUACUUCGUUUAAAUGAAAGAUAUUUGUAUUGCAUGUUAAAGUUUGUUAAAAUCCUGUAAUAUACACAUUUCAUUUUAUGUAGAGAGAAUAAAGACUGAUCUAAAGAAGAAUAUUUUGUGAUUCGAACUACACAC